UAAAAGAAAUCUGAAUAACGUCAAGAGAAUGGCUUCACAUCCAGUCCAUCAGUAUUAUCUUACAGGAGCACAAGAUGGGAGUGUUCGAAUGUUUGAGUGGACAAGGCCACAGCAAUUGGUCUGCUUUCAGCAGGCUGGGAACGCCAGGGUUACACGAAUGUAUUUCAAUUCCCAGGGCAAUAAGUGUGGUGUUGCUGAUGGUGAAGGAUUUCUAAGUAUUUGGCAAGUAAACCAAACCACCUCAAAUCCUAAGCCUUAUCUGAGUUGGCAGUGUCAUAGUAAAACCACAAGUGACUUUGCGUUUAUAACCUCUUCAAGUCUAGUGGCCACGUCGGGACAGUCCAAUGACAACAGAAACGUGUGCCUCUGGGACACUUUGGUUUCAUCUGCUAACAGUCUUGUACAUGCCUUCACUUGUCACGAUCAUGGUGCCACGGUACUACAGUAUGCACCUAAGCAUCAGCUGCUGAUUUCUGGUGGUAGGAAGGGAUAUAUCUGCAUCUUUGACAUCAGACAGAGGCAAAUCCUUUAUACCUUCCAAGCACACGAUUCAGCUGUUAAGGCCCUUGCACUGGAUCCUUCUGAGGACUAUUUUGUUACAGGCUCAGCAGAAGGUAACAUGAAGGUAAGCUAUAGAGUAGCUGAGUUGUAAUAGAAGAGUAUUUAUCUUAAGUAGUGCAUAGAUAUAUCUUGGUCUGUAAAUAGGUACGUGAAUGUGGUAGCAAAACAGCUGAAAAAAAACAAAAGCCCACAAAACUUCUACAUUUGAUAAACAGAAUGCUUACUUUUAUCUUUCAAGUAUAAGAUUAAAUAUCCUGAUAUCUCUGUGUUCUCCACUAAAAAAGAUAAAAGUCUUUUAAAAAUUGCAAUUUUAAAUGGUUAAAGCAAAAUUCAUGACUCCAAAAUCUUAU
Meleagris gallopavo (turkey) is the source of this 911-nucleotide messenger RNA. The record is from RefSeq and is a predicted model, not a curated record. Lineage: Eukaryota; Metazoa; Chordata; Aves; Galliformes; Phasianidae.